Branchiostoma floridae (Florida lancelet) is the source of this 1823-nucleotide messenger RNA. RefSeq names its product glutamate receptor ionotropic, kainate 3-like. The record is from RefSeq and is a predicted model, not a curated record. The transcript is spliced from 11 exons. Gene Ontology annotation, biological process: monoatomic ion transport; synaptic transmission, glutamatergic; modulation of chemical synaptic transmission. NCBI's taxonomy places the organism in Eukaryota, Metazoa, Chordata, Leptocardii, Amphioxiformes, Branchiostomatidae. Gene Ontology annotation, cellular component: postsynaptic membrane; plasma membrane. Gene Ontology annotation, molecular function: glutamate-gated receptor activity; transmitter-gated monoatomic ion channel activity involved in regulation of postsynaptic membrane potential. Bases 39 to 1763 code for a protein of 574 amino acids.
CACAAGUACGAUGUUACGGAUCGUCGUAGACUAUUAAGAUGGCGGGGUGGGGAUGGAUGUGUCUAAGGGCGUACCUCUGGUUGUUCCUUCUGGUUAUGGUGUUCUUUGCCGUCCCUCUAGCCGGGGGAAGGGGCCGCCGGCCAGGCAGGGAGGGGAGUAGGAUGGCCCGAAGACAGGCACCGACCGCCCAGCCUUUACUCAUCACAGGUGACACGCCACCUUUCUCACCAGGGCCAGACAAUGUUACCGGGCCUCCUACGAGAACUGGAUUCACCUUCGCGUCCACCGCUUCAAACAAAGUCAAGUACAGAGUUGUGCUAGUGGAGAACAAGCCCUUCAUCAUCAAGACGCGAUCAGAGAACAACAAGACGGUGUAUGACGGAUUCUGCAUGGACAUCCUGAAAGGCCUUGCCGAGGAGCUGAGGUUCGACUACACUCUGUACGAGGUGCCCGACGGAAACUUCGGGUUGCUGACGAAAAAUGGGUCCUGGGACGGAAUGAUCAGAGAAGUCAUCGACGGGAGAGCAGACUUCACCCUGGGUCCCUUGACCAUCAGUUCCCAGCGAGAGGCGGCUGUUGACUUUACAAAGCCCUACAUGGAUUAUGGAAACGGGCUUGUUAUGAAGAAGCCGGCCGCCGAACGACCCAACCUGUUCGCCUUCCUCCUACCUUUUCAGAUCAGGGUGUGGAUGUCCAUCAUCGCAGCGCUCUUCGCAGUUGGUUUCCUACUGUGGGCCACCAGUAGAAUUCGCUACACGCUCGGGGUUGGGGACCUGGAAAAUGACAACGACAACAACUUCACUCUCAAGAACAGUCUCUGGUUCUCCUAUUGGUCCAUCGUCAGAAAAGGCGGAGAGCCAGCCCCUCGUGCCAUCCACACCAGAUUGCUUGGGGGCUUCUGGUGGUUGUUCUCCCUCAUUGUCAUGGCAACGUACACUGCCAACCUCACGGCUUUUCUGACAGUCAAGCGCCUGGAAACCCCCAUAAGAUCCCUCGAGGACCUGGUCCACCAGUCGACUGUGGAGUUCGGCACCGUCAGGGGCAACUUUCUCUACAACUUCUUUCGGGAACAGAAAGGUAGUGAAAACGUCUUUGACCGGAUCUGGUACGCACUGGAAACCCAACCGGACAUGCUGGUGGACAAUCAGACGGAAGGAGUGGAAAGAACACGGCGUGGGAACUAUGCCUAUAUCGGAGAGUACCCUGCUCUCGAGUAUGAAGUUCGCCAUGACGAGGGGUGCCAGCUGAUGAUGGUAGGGAACCCCUUCAUGACACGUGGGUACGGCAUUGCCACCAAGCGGGGCAGCUCACUCAGCAAGACUCUGUCUGUCGGCAUCCUCCGUCUCCAAGAGAAAGGGAAGAUAACUCAGCUGAGGGAAAAGUGGUGGAACAACAGAGGAUGCUCCCUUUUCGGCAGACCACCGAAGACUGGCGCAGAGGGACUCGGCCUCGAUACGUUCUUCGGGGUGUUCGUCGUGCUGAUAUGCGGAGCCGUGCUAGCGUGCCUGGUCUCUGUGCUGGAAAUACUCUACUACAAAUGCUGCAAAAGAAAGUCCAUGAUGACUGGAACGACGACAGAACUGGAGAAGCUGAUGGUCGACACGGAGGCAGACAAACUUGCCAGAACGACGCUGAAGUGUCUGGAAGAGGGCAGCCUACAGCUGGUCAUCAGAAAGGCUGGGGACAACCACCUGGUCGGGAACAACGUGCCUAUCAGCAUCUCAAGGGAAAGUCUCCACAAGGAGAACGACAAAAUCGACUGAGAGUCUGAACAAAAAAUGGUCAUUGCCGUGAAUGAAGGCCAGACAUCCAGGUAAACAAUG